This is a messenger RNA of Encephalitozoon hellem ATCC 50504, 315 nucleotides long. RefSeq names its product putative RNA-binding protein. The transcript has a single exon. The record is from RefSeq and is a predicted model, not a curated record. NCBI's taxonomy places the organism in Eukaryota, Fungi, Microsporidia, Unikaryonidae. Gene Ontology annotation, molecular function: RNA binding. Bases 1 to 315 code for a protein of 104 amino acids.
AUGGAGAAGGAGAGCGACAUAGAAAGACUUCAGCGCAUGCAGCAGUCAUACCUAGAUGAGAAGGAAAGGCCCGUGUCAAGUGUUUAUGUAAAGAAUCUGGAUGCUUCUGUUACUAACUCGGACAUUGCCGCACACUUCAGAUCUUGUGGAAAUAUAUCCGGAAUAAAUGUCAUCACAGUAAAAAAUACCAGGAAGUAUGCAGUGGUGGAUUUCACCUCAGAAAAGUCGGUAGAAAUGUCUUUGCUCUUCAAUGGAUCUGUGUUGAAAGGAAAAAAAAUUGUUGUUCAGAAGAAGAGAGAAGCAGAUAAAAGAUGA